AUGCACACAGAGCCCUCUUAUCAGGCCCUACGGCCGCACUGCAGCUCAGCUGGCACUACAGAAAACCGGAACCCAAAACUGGGCCUAAGAGUCCAGGGACUGGGGGCCAGCCGUGGCCGAGCACCUCCGAGCUCUCACCCGGAUUUAGAGCGGAAUUUCCUGCAGCCUCUCCAGCUUCACGCCUACAGGGCUGCCAGCAGGCAGAAGCUGGACCAGAGAGCAUUUCUGGAGCAGGUGCAUGAAUGCAGGGACAAUGGCUACCUGCUGUCCUCCAAGAAGAUUGGUUCUGGGGCCUUCUCCAAAGUCUACCUGGCCUACGCCACACAGGAGCGCAUGCGGCACAACUGCAAGCUGGCCUCUGACCUGCGGGGCAAGCGCCACACCAUGUGGCCACCCUCCACACCUGCAGAUUUCAUCACUCAAUGCUACCUACAAGCACCUGAACGUGGUGGGCAGAGACCCCAGGCAGCCUGGCCCUUCCUAUCUACCUCAGGCCCACCCUUUCCCCUCCUGGGACCCUUAUACUUGGGCCGGCCCCAUUCCGAGACCCCUGCCCCGUGCACCCGAGGGCCCUGGUUGGGGGUAACGGCAGGAGGGGGGCGCCGGCAGGUGCAGCUGUAUGAGACCUUCGCGAACAGCCGGCGCACCUACUUGGUAUUGGAGCUGGCGGCCCGCGGCAACCUGCUGGAGCACAUCAAUGCCAUGUCUGCUCACCACCGCUGCCCGGGACUGGAGGAGGAGGAGGCCCGCAGGCUGUUGUGGCAGCUCGUCAGUGCCGUGGCGCACUGCCACAACUUAGGCAUCGUGCACCGGGACUUGAAGUGUGAGAACAUCCUGCUAGAUGACAGAGGCUGCCUAAAGCUGAGUGACUUUGGCUUUGCCAAUUGGUCCGGGCUCAAGAACUCAUUGCUGAGCACCUUCUGCGGGUCUGUGGCCUACACAGCCCCAGAGAUCCUCAUGAGCAAGAAGUACAACGGGAAGCAGGCCGACCUGUGGAGCCUAGGUGUCAUCCUCUACGCCAUGGUGACUGGGAAGCUGCCCUUCAAGGAGUGCCAGCCCCACCGAAUGCUGUACCUGAUGCGCCGGGGCCCCACCUUCCGGCCAGGCCUGUCCCCAGAGUGCCAGGACCUGAUCCGAGGCCUACUCCAGCUGCACCCACGAGCUCGCCUGGGCCUGCAGCAGGUGGCCACCCACCACUGGAUGCUGCCUGCUGCACACGCCCUCUUCUGUACCACACUCUGCGCUAUACCAGAAAAAACAGAGAAGCCCCAGCUCCGAACAUCACUGGACAAUGUGGAGCCCAACGCGGACUCUGAUCCCCCAAGGUUGCUCCUGCAACUGUGGCGGCCCCAGCUACAGGGCACCUCUCAUGAGAGUGCCUCUGGUCCGGCGCCUGAGCCCCCAGGGGCUUGCCCGAGACAGGGUGCAGACUCUGCCGGGCUUGAGCUCUGGAGCACGGAGACGGCCGGUCGCACGGUGGGUCGCUCCAGGCAUCCACUGUUGCUAUGCUCCAUCCGGAGUGUGCCUGGGCACUACCCAGUUAGCUGAGGGUGGGCGGGAGGCCCCUCAGGACUGAGGACUGAGGACCAGGACUGAGGACAAGAGGGCUGGGGAUGGGUGGGGGGGGUGCUCUGUG
Molecule: messenger RNA, 1636 nt
Organism: Capra hircus (goat)
Lineage: Eukaryota; Metazoa; Chordata; Mammalia; Artiodactyla; Bovidae
Product: testis-specific serine/threonine-protein kinase 5-like
Exons: 9
Coding region: 1-1548 (515 amino acids)
Biological process (GO): microtubule cytoskeleton organization; intracellular signal transduction; protein phosphorylation
Cellular component (GO): cytoplasm
Molecular function (GO): ATP binding; tau-protein kinase activity; protein serine/threonine kinase activity
Source: RefSeq, a predicted model, not a curated record